AUGGGACAGCACUUUGCUAGUCUCAGAGACUUUUUUAGAAUGGAUAGUGAGAGGCAGCCUACCGAGAUAUGCGCUAAUGCGCUCAGCCAUCCAUUGCCAUUGGAAAUGGUGAAUCAAGAUAGCGAUGAAAGUUUGCCUGAAAAUGAGACUAAUGGCAAUGUACCUGUGACGAACCCUAACAUACUGCCGAACAGACCAGAAUGUAAAUUAGAAGGGAAUUUGGACAACGAUCAUUUAAACUUAGAUGUAGACAACCAUAAUUCUAGAUUUGAAUCUUUGUAUAGUCAACCUGUGGAAGCUCAGGAUACAAAGCAAGUUUGUAACAAUGGUAAUAUUACAAGUAAACUAUCAUAUAGACAGCAGCAGGAAGCAUGCUGCAGUAGUUCUGGCGGUAGCAACAGUAGUAGCAGUUCUGAGGAUAGUCCUGUAAAUCCACCUUUAAGAAGAUCCUCUAAAACUUUGUCAUUUGGAAAGAGAAAAAAUAAACAGCGUAAUAAAGAUCAAAGCCCAAUAUGUAACCACGUUUUAUCAUCGAAAAAGAAACGUAGCAACUGGGUUUUGAAAUUUAAUUGCGCCAAGAGCAAAAGCUCGAAAAACACUGACAUUAUUCCCGGUCAAGGGAAUGGUAAUUCGGAUUGUAUCUGCACUGGUUAUAGAAGAACUGAGGAGCAUCCUAUGGGUGCGGGUAUUGUGUUUAAUAGUCGUUCUGCUCCGCAAAGUCCCAUUCUCGGACCUUUGCCACCGAGUCCUGUAAUCGAUUUAUCGCGGUUUAAUCCCGAAGAGUUUCCUAUGGAAGAUUGUGACGAACGUGCUCGAAUGCAACGCGCUCGAGAGAUGGAGGAAGGCGUCGAACCUCCUCCUGGUUAUAGGCCUAAUUAUCCUGCGGGAAUACAAGUUCAUCCUAACGGAAUAACGGUAGACAGUUUGGCGGCAUUAUUUCAAGCACAUGCCGGUAUUCAAGCUGCCGCUCUUACAGCCUUAUCUCAGAUCGACUUUACCUUAAUUCCAAAUAUCGAGAGACCCGCGCACACGCAGGUCGAUUAUGUCCACUGUCUCGUACCGGACUUAAGAUCGAUUACAGCCUGUUCUUUUUAUUGGGGUAAGAUGGAUCGUUAUGAAGCAGAACGUUUAUUGGAGGGUAAGCAAGAGGGUACUUUCUUACUGCGAGAUUCAGCGCAAGAGGAAUUCUUGUUUUCUGUGAGCUUUCGUAAAUAUGGGCGCUCGUUACAUGCACGGAUUGAACAAUGGAACCAUAAGUUUAGUUUUGAUUCGCAUGAUCCAGGAGUUUAUGCUUCCGAAACAGUAUGUGGUUUAAUUGAACAUUACAAGGAUCCCACGUGUUGUAUGUUUUUUGAGCCCAUGCUCACUAUUCCGUUGCAUCGAAAUUUCACAUUUCCGUUGCAGCACCUGUGUAGAGCAGUGAUAACCACGCGAACAACUUACGAUGGCAUAAAUAAGCUGCAAUUGCCAAAGACACUUAAGAGUUAUCUCAAAGAAUACCACUAUAAGCAAAGAGUACGAGUCAGGCGAUUAGACACGGAAAACGAUUCACACACGGACUGUAGAUCCAUAUCAUGUUUACCGAUAUGAAUCUUUUCAUAUUACUAUUCGAUAGAAUUUUAUUAUACGUUGCAUAAUUAUGUUUCUUUAUCCAUAUUUACAGUUGUAACCGCCGUAUCAAAUACGAGCGGUACCUGCAUACGAUAUUGCGUGUUUCAUUUAACGCUUGUUCUCGCGAGUAUUAUUUGUCCUUGUUUAAUAUCUGAAGAAUAAAGAUGAAGUAAUUCUAAGAACGUUGUGAGCGUUAAAUGGGACGCGCCUAUUGUAAUAUCAGGAAUAUCAUGACUAUGACACUACACAAUUACACAGAAUAUCAUUGCAAUAUUAGCAAUAAAAUUGUAUUCGUCUUAAGCGAUAAUAGAUACUGGGGGAGAUGGCGUAGUAUAAUUAAAAAAAGUGGAAAAAAAGAGGACUUGUGCGCGAUUUCAGGCGCGACAAGUGCCAAUUUUUACUUGACGAAGUCUAGUAAUCCUAUAUGUAAAUACAUGAAGACGGCAAUGUUUCGUACACUCGCACAGUGUAUUGCAAAAUCGUGUAUUGUGUAAACUUCAAUAUCAUUGCUACUGUUCUUAUUAUUACUAUACUUAUUUCUUUAUUUUAUUCCUAAUUCUACAUUAUCUUCUAAUCAUUAUUUUCAAUAUAACUUAAUCUUAAUUAAAGUUAUGAGAACAGUUUGUAUAUUAAUAAUUUUAUAGAAUGAUACCAAAACUUAUGCUUGAAAGGCAUGACAAUUUAUUCUUUAUUACAAAACUAUGUCAUCAGAUUUAAUCUUUAUACGUAAAGUUACAAAAAAGAGGAAGAAAAAGAGAGUGGGAGAAAGAAUCAUUGCAAAAUCUGGUAUUACUCCUAUUGUGCCUAUUUAUGAUGUUAAACAUUAUUAGAUAAAAGUUGUCUGUGUUGAUGUUUCUUAUCAUCAGAUGUAAAAAUCUAUAAUUUUUGUGUAAAUUUUUUAAAUUUUGACAUUUAUGAAAUUAAUAUGAGAUACAGUGAAUUGAAUUUGGAGUAACAAUGCAAAUCAUUGAAUAUUGAAAAAUGUGCAAAAUAUAUAAUAUAGAAAUUGUUAAAAGUAUUGGUUAAUGGUUAUUCGUAUAAUGAACUUCGUAUUAAGAAAUAAAAAUUUAAUAUUUA
This is a messenger RNA of Solenopsis invicta (red fire ant), 2688 nucleotides long. RefSeq lists its product as uncharacterized. The record is from RefSeq and is a predicted model, not a curated record. Gene Ontology annotation, cellular component: phosphatidylinositol 3-kinase complex. Bases 1 to 1590 code for a protein of 529 amino acids. NCBI's taxonomy places the organism in Eukaryota, Metazoa, Arthropoda, Insecta, Hymenoptera, Formicidae. Gene Ontology annotation, molecular function: 1-phosphatidylinositol-3-kinase regulator activity. Gene Ontology annotation, biological process: phosphatidylinositol phosphate biosynthetic process; intracellular signal transduction. The transcript is spliced from 5 exons.